UUUCCCUCCUCCCCCACCCACAGUCUCCCGGCGGCGGCCUAGCUCUUCCUUCCACUCCACCUCAGAAACACCAAGCGACUUGUAUUAUUUCCCACGCGACCAUAUACACGCUACACAACCAGCGACUUUUUCUUUUUCUCAACUUUUUCUCAAACUCGCAAGGAUUGCAUUUUCUAUUUUUGAAGGAUAAUGGACGACAAAAUAAUUAAGAAAGUAGGCUUAUGAGCUGACUUUUCUUCGGGCUGAUUUUACUCGGGAGGGUAACGUUAAGUAGGAGGACAACGUAUGUGCAGGAGGACAAACUUAUGUGCGUGCGUGUUUUAAACUUCUGCGACGUACAACUUUCCAUUGUUUUCGUUUUCCCUUUCAGUUUUAAGAGAUUGCUAGUUGUUUUUACACCAGUAUACGAUUAUUCGUGGAAUCGUCGAUGUGGGUUGUAACGUUAGCCUGUUUUUCUAGCCCAAAAUAAAAGACGCGACAAGAAACGAGUGGAACAACUCCAGGAAUCGACUAGCUAGUUAACUAGUUAGCUUAGCAUGGCUAACUAACGUUAGCUAGCUAACAAUGAACAGUCGUUGGAUGCUUAUUUUUGCAGAGUUUGCAACAACUAGUCUUGUUCAUGGCUAAUCUCGUUACAACCACUGGAAAUCCAAAUAAUACAGUGUACUAGCUAGCUAACGUUAGCAGGGUGUUUUGAAACUCGGUGGGUACGACAUCACUUCCACGGCAAGACAACAGUGAGUGUGUUUUUAGAAAUUCAAGAUGCCGCAGCUGAACGGAGGAGGAGGAGAUGAUUUGGGAGCCAACGACGAGUUGAUCUCGUUUAAAGAUGAGGGGGAGCAGGAGGAAAAGACCGCCGAGAAUGUGUCCUCUGAGCGGGACCUGGACGAUGUCAAGUCUUCACUGGUCAACGAGACGGAGAACAACAGCAGUUCGUCUGACUCCGAGCAGGCAGUCAGUCAUAGACGUCCCCAGCAUCACAUACCGGAUUGGGAGAGUUAUGUCAGACAGAGAGAGUUCGUUGCAGAAGCUCUGAGGAGACAGCAACACGACAGUGGGUUGUUCAAGGCAUCUCUGUACGCUGGCUAUCCUUUACUGAUGAUCCCUGACCUGGGUAGCCUAGCCAACCUGGGACACUUGGGGAACCUUGGCAACCCCUACCUUUCUCCGGGAGUCCUCUCACCCGGCGCCAGGACGUAUCUACAGAUGAAGUGGCCCAUGCUGGAUGUUCCUGGAACUUCUGCUUUAAAAGACCCUCGCUCUCCCUCCCCUGCUCACAUGUCCAAUAAGGUACCAGUGGUGCAGCAUAGUCAUCUGUCCCCCUUCUCCCCACUCCUGUCCUACAGUCCAGACCCCUUCCCCCCACGGACACCCCCUCCUCACCUCUCAGCUGACACGGGUCUUCCCCCCACCCCCCACCCAGCAGAGCUCUCUCCUUACUACCCUCUCUCUCCUGGAGGCAUGGAACACAUGACACACCCGCUGAGCUGGCUGCAGGGCCAGUCCAUGUACGGUAUUCCAGUGGGGGGGUUUAGACCAUCCUACCCUGCAGCUCUCGCCUUGAACUCUUCCAUGUCCAGCUUUGUGUCCAGUCGUUUCUCACCCCACAUGGUCCCGCCUCCCCAGACGUCAGUCCCCCACCCUGCCAUCGUUUCCACGGCGAUCAAACAGGAACCGAGAGAUGGCAACCAGCACGGGAGGUGUGCUGUGUCUAUGGGGGACAGAGAGAAGGAGGAGAAGAAGCCUCACGUGAAGAAGCCUCUGAAUGCCUUUAUGCUGUACAUGAAGGAGCAGAGACCCAAGGUGGUGGCUGAGUGCACCCUGAAGGAGAGCGCUGCCAUCAACCAGAUUCUGGGACGCAGGUGGCACACUCUGUCUCGUGAGGAGCAGUCUAAGUACUAUGAUAUGGCCCGCAAGGAGAGACAGCUACACUCCCAACUCUACCCUGGAUGGUCAGCUAGAGACAACUACGGGAAGAGGAAGAAAAGGAAGAGAGAUGGCAGGCCAGAGACUGCUCCAGAGGGACAGAUGACACACCCCCAGUCAGCUGCUCCAGAGGAGCACUUCUCCGCGCAGCUCAAGAAGUCGUGUGUGUCCUAUGGAACUCAGGAGAGACCCAGUGUGUCUCACACACACCUGACACACACACACCUGUCCCAGGCUAGUCCCGCCUCCUCUCUGGACUCUCCAGCCACGCCCACCACUGCUCUGGCCUCCCCUGCCGCUCCCGCACCCACACACACCGAACACACACACUCACACUCCGAGCACACACAUCCUGAGCAGGUCCAGCCCCUCUCCCUCACCACCAAACCCCCUCGUCUGCAGUCACACAGGGACACACACGGUCAGGCUUACACCCACAUCCAGUCUCACACACAUUCACAUUUAUUAACUCACACACACCUCCCCCCGCCCCCUACCCCCAAUACCUCUUCAUCUUCAUCCCCCUCCUCUCAUCCCCCAUUUUCUCUCCACAUGAGCUCAUCCAGCAAACAGACUCCACCACUUCUGUCUCGACCAAUCCCCUUUGCCUCUGGCUUAGCUCCUCCCACCUCUAUCCACCAAUCAACAAUGAGCUCCCAUCAUGCCAUGCUCCAGUCCCAGCCACUCUCCCUCGUCACUAGAAAUAAUAAUUAAAACCCAAAGACGCUAACCACAGAUCUAUGAUCAGAUUCCUCUAAGGCCAGCCGUAACCUUAAGCAUUACACUACCCCUAACCACAGAUACCUCUAAACCCUGUCUAAUCAUGGGUGGGAUGAAAAAAUAUCUGACCCCCUAUCAGUGUGUUGGAGAGUCCUCUCUACUCUGUGGGCAGGGGUGAACAACUCCUUGAGGGCUACAUGAUGCUCCAGCCUAGCACCACACACAAUUUAAAUAGUGUUUGAAUAGAGGUUUAAAUGAAGAUCAUUAUUCAUUGAUUAGCGGAAUCAUGUUAGUGCUGGGCUGGGGGGGAAAAGCCUGCAACACCCACUGUUGCUUUAGGAUUAGGGUCAAUUUCUUCCUACUUUUUUAUUGUUUUUUUUUGUCUGUAAAUAAACUUUUUUAACCUUUUAUAGAUAUUAGACCUAGUUUUAUAUUAGUAUGAAAAGGAAACAAUUAUUGGUCAAUAUUUGACCACACCUCUUUUAACUUGGCUUCAUGUAACUACAUUUUUUUGUCAAAUGGUAUUGCAACAUCCUACCUUUUUUUUGUAUUAAUUUGUCCAAUUUGCUACUUGUAUAAAAUACAAAAAAGUAAAGGUACAUUUUUUAAGAAAAAUAGAUCAAUGUACGUUUCAGUCUUUGUGGUAGUAAUGUGUGUAGAUCUGGUUUCCCUCCCUCCCCUAUUCUUUUAUAACCCCCCAUAUGACCCAUAUGAGUCUUGAUAAUAAACAUCUACUUAUUU
Messenger RNA from Salvelinus sp. IW2-2015, 3387 nucleotides. Its product is annotated as transcription factor 7-like 1-B. NCBI's taxonomy places the organism in Eukaryota, Metazoa, Chordata, Actinopteri, Salmoniformes, Salmonidae. Gene Ontology annotation, cellular component: beta-catenin-TCF complex; chromatin. Gene Ontology annotation, biological process: generation of neurons; canonical Wnt signaling pathway; regulation of transcription by RNA polymerase II. Gene Ontology annotation, molecular function: RNA polymerase II cis-regulatory region sequence-specific DNA binding; DNA-binding transcription factor activity, RNA polymerase II-specific. The record is from RefSeq and is a predicted model, not a curated record.